This is a messenger RNA of Euleptes europaea (tarantolino), 500 nucleotides long. RefSeq names its product selenoprotein F (gene SELENOF). Gene Ontology annotation, molecular function: oxidoreductase activity. The record is from RefSeq and is a predicted model, not a curated record. The transcript is spliced from 6 exons. NCBI's taxonomy places the organism in Eukaryota, Metazoa, Chordata, Lepidosauria, Squamata, Sphaerodactylidae. Gene Ontology annotation, cellular component: endoplasmic reticulum lumen.
CGUUUAAGUGCCAACAUGGCAGCGAAGGAAGGAGCGAUGGAUCCGGGUCGGUAUUGGGUGCUGCUGCUGGCGGCAUUGCAAGCGGUAUCUGUAUAUGGAACAGAGUUAUCAUCAGAGGCAUGUAGAGAGUUGGGCUUUUCCAGUAACUUGCUAUGCAGUUCUUGUGACCUGCUUAGCCAGUUUGGUUUAAGUGAGCUUGGUCCAUUUUGCAGAAAGUGUUGCCAAGAAGAAGCUCAGCCUGAAACUAAAAAGCUCUAUUCAGGGGCUAUUCUUGAAGUGUGUGGAUGAAAAUUGGGGAGGUUCCCUCAGGUUCAGGCUUUUGUCAGGAGUGACAAGCCAAAACUGUUCAGGGGACUGCAGAUCAAGUAUGUACGCGGCUCUGACCCUGUACUGAAGCUCUUGGAUGACGAUGGGAACAUUGCUGAAGAGCUGAGCAUUCUCAAGUGGAAUACAGAUAGUGUGGAAGAAUUCCUAAGUGAAAAACUAGAACGCCUCUAAAU